This is a messenger RNA of Magallana angulata, 2151 nucleotides long. RefSeq lists its product as uncharacterized. The coding region runs from base 1 to 2151 and encodes 716 amino acids. Gene Ontology annotation, biological process: calcium ion import across plasma membrane. The record is from RefSeq and is a predicted model, not a curated record. Lineage: Eukaryota; Metazoa; Mollusca; Bivalvia; Ostreida; Ostreidae. The transcript has 2 exons. Gene Ontology annotation, cellular component: membrane. Gene Ontology annotation, molecular function: monoatomic ion channel activity; protein binding.
AUGAAUAACACAGAAAGUGUUGAAAUGUCAACAACGACAUUGAUAAACGAAAAUAAAGUGAAAAUUUUUCUAACGGAACUUGCCAAAGAUAUUAAAAACGGGGAUAAACAGAGUGCUGAUAUUAAGCUUAAAACUUUACAGGAAAAAGGAAAUCCUAUUUGGUUGAAGGAGUAUAAAAAAUACAAUACUCUGGGUGAGAGUCUGCUCCAUUUGACAAUCAAGAAACAUUACGAUGAAAAAUUUGUAAGACAACUGUCAGAAUUAUGCCCUAGGCUUCUCUGUGCGGACAUUAGAAAAUCAAAAGAGUUUUUGGGGCAAACAGCGCUUCAUAUUGCAAUUACCAAGGGCAACGCGAAAGCAACUAAAACAAUGCUAGAAAUUGGUCAAAAGAAACUACCUGGUAACCAGAUGUCGACUUUAUUACAGACAAAAGCGACAGGAUCUCGGUUUGUGAAUACUGUGAUGAUGGGACAGCUUCCUUUGACAGUAGCCGCACUGAAGGGGAAUAAGAAAAUCAUAAAAUAUCUUUUAAAGUUCGGAGCCGAAUUGCAAAAUAAAAAUGAGGAAGGAGACACGGUGUUUCAUUCGUUAGUUAAGUAUGCAGCAAUAUACCCAGAAAAAGUAAUAGGCAUUGUUGAGAUAGUGAGAUACUUAAACGAGAAAGUAGAAUUUAAGAUUCCAUUGGACGAAAAUGCGUUUGAAGACAUAGAAAUAGAUGAAUGUCGACCAAUUUCUUCCUUUGUAUGGUUUCUGAAAAAUAAUGAGAACCUGACGCCUCUUCAGCUUGCUGCCAAACACGGGGUUUCAAAACUUUUUGAAGAGAUUCUUAACCUAAAAGAUAUCUACUGCUUCAUUAGGGAAAACGAUGGACUGUUUGACGUAAAAGAGUACGACAUAACAGAAAUAGAUACCGUCAGCAAUAUUCGCUCAUCAAGAGCAAGUAAUCGAAAAAUGUUCCCUUCAAAGAAAACUACACCAGAGAAUAUGGAAGGAGUAGCAAGAAAAAAAGUUGAUCAGGCGCACGACACACAGUGUAUGCCUUGUGUGGGGCAAUGUUGUGCUUACCCAGAAACAGAAUCUAUCUUGGAAAUGCUUUUCACAUCUGACUAUGAGAGCAAAGAUGCUUACCGAAUUAUUGAGUUGAUGCCUGUGAAAAACAUCAUACUAAUGAAAUGGAAGCGUUAUCAGUAUUUCUUUGGUUUGUUGAUGUUAUUCCAUUAUGUUUUUGUAAUACUGUUGACUACAUAUAGCGUGUAUAAUGUAUGUAUAAGACUGGUUUCUUUUUCUGCUGGAAUGUUUAUCGCAUUUCGUGGAACUGAAAAAGAAGACUUUGCAUCCUUCUCUAGCACAAUGAUGGCAAUGUUUAAGCUAGGGGUCGGGAUUGAAGAUAUUAGUGUGAUAAGUUCUGCGCGAAUUCCCGUCGUAGCAACAGUGAUUUUUAUUGUCUUUACUGUAUUUACGUAUCUACUCAUGCUAAAUGCGUUAAUUGCAAUGAUGUCACAGACCUGUUCUCUUGUGUUAGAGGAACAGUAUCCCCAGUGGCGACUACAACAACUCUCUGUUGUUCUCUUUAUUGAAGAUAUCCUCUGUCUAUGCUGUUUUCACAAAAUUCUGUCUAGUGUAGGGUCUAGAAUUCCUACGAUUAGGUAUGACCCAAUUACAAAACAAAUGAAACAAGAAGAUCGGUACUAUUUAGAAAUACAUUCUUUGCAAAUGGAAUAUGCGACAGCCGAGGAAAAAAUAAGGGUGAAAAAGAAAUCUAACGAAAUACAAACAUUACUCCUGCAAUCAGAUGAACAGCUCGCGAAUCCAAUGUCUUUAAUUCGUCAAAGUCUGAGGGAUAAGGUUGGAGAUCCAUUAAAUCAUUGGAAAAAGAAAAUAAAAGACCGGAAACAUACACCGAUGGAAAACCGUGAUGAAAUGCAAUCGGAAGAAGAAACGGGACACGCAGUUAAAGUAUCACCAAAUUACCAAAUUGCAUCUUCUUCUAAAACACCUUCAACGAUACUAACGUCAGAUUUGCAACUGAACGGUCCUUUGAAUGAGAAUGGCAAGAAAAUGGAGCCACCUUUUUGUCGAGUAUCCUUUAUCAGAGUACCUCAUAGCAAAAACACAUUUGAAUAUGAUAUACGAACUCUUACUGAUUCCUAG